AUGCAUGCAUUUCUUCUUUCCCUUCUCGUUGCUCCAGUUCUUGCUGCUGUGGGACCUGAAUCUCUUGGGUCUGAUAUCUUUCUUCUGCUGCACAAUGAUCUGUUAGAGGGAGAUAGUCCACUGACUAAUUCAAGCGUCAUCAUCCUGGACAACAAGCCUCUGAAGGAAGCGACCGAGGCCUGCAAUGCUCUCGGAGAGUCGCUCUGGGGGGCUGCUUCGUCGACACCUGCAGACAUAAAAGCUGAUCUUAAAUACCUUUCAUACCAAGGUAAUUACAAAAGCAAUCAGUGUUUCUGGAUAGCGCCAGUCAACGCCACUGGCAGGACGAUUGAUUUGGAAGGGACUAUAUCGACAGCAGACAGCAACCAUCAGUACCCUGUACUUUGCACACAAAGUGCACCCUAUUCCACGAAAGAGUACCAGAACACAAGCAGCCAGUAUCAGAUCACAGUUCAGGCAAAUAAUGAGUACUUGACAGGGUAUCGCGAUCAUGUUAUAUUCCGGUUCAUCGGUGUCCGCUUUGCUACAGAACAGGAACGCUGGACCUAUCCAGAACCAUACAUAGGUAAUGGAAGCAACGUAUCCGCUCUAAAGUAUGGAUCGGUGUGUCAGCGCGAUGCAAACGGCAAUGAAGAGAAUUGUCUGAUUCUGAACAUCUGGACUCCUUACCUCCCUCGUCAACCUGCAGAGAAGAAGAAACUGAGACCAGUAGCAUUCUGGAUCCAUGGAGGUGCUUUUACUGGAGGAAGCCCCGAUGACCCUUACUAUGACGGAGGAAAUCUUGCCUCGAGAGGCGACGUCGUGGUAGUUGGCAUUAGUUACCGACUCGGAACUCUUGGCUUUCUCGCACUGAACGACGGGAAGACGAACGGCAACUUUGGCCUCGCUGACCAAAUCGCCGCUCUCGAUUGGGUGCGCCAGAAUAUCAAAGCCUUUGGAGGUGACCCAGACCAAAUCAUCAUCUUCGGUCAGUCUGCUGGAGCAGCCUCCGUACGAGCGUUGCUGGCCUCGCCUAAGGCCAAGGGAAAGUUCAGCCGUGCCAUCAUGCAAAGCAACCUCGGGGGUCUUGCGUAUGGCACCACUUACUCUAGAUACUAUACCAUUGAUGAAGAGAUGGAUGUAGCUGGUAAUGCUAUUCUGGAAGAGACGAACUGCACUAAUGCGACAUCUCCUGUGGACUGUCUCAGGAACUAUACCGCCAGUGCCAUUACCGAUCUGUCCACCACAGCACGGUACCUCGUCGUUGACGGAACGUAUCUGACCAGUCCUGAGCUUGAUCUCAGCCGCUCCACAGAAGCACCCCACGUGCCCGUUUUGAUGGGUAUCAUGCGCGAUGACGGCGCGCAAUUCAUCGACUACCCGAACGCCAGCGAGAGUAUCGACACCUUCUUAACAGACAAUGACCUGCCUGCGUCUGUCCUUGCAAGCGGCUUGUUCCCCCUAGCCACAGGCCCCAAUGCCACAUUGGACGUGUUUAACACAUCGGCUCGUGUGGCAACUGACGGUAUGUUUCGAUGCAUAGACGAAGCGACGGGUUAUGCAGGGGUCGUCAACAACAUAUUCCCCGAGGUAUACUUCUAUGAGUUCAACCGGUCCUAUGAGCUCGAAGGCCAAGUAUACAACGGUCGGGUAUGCUAUGCUCCCCCGACGGCAGAGCAUCCAAACGGUGACCCGAAUCUGGAGUACUGGAAGUGUCAUUCUGGGGAUCUAUACUAUGUCUUUGGCAAUCUGCGACGGUUGGAUCAGCCAUUUAGGGAUGAGUAUGAGUUGCCGUUCGAGCAGUACGUACUAGAUUCGUGGGCCAGUUUCAUUCGGACUGGGGAUCCGACGCCUGAUCCAGAGCUGUUAAAAGCAAGGGGCUAUGCGAAUACCAGCCGGGCUGUGGAUGAAAGUGGUGAGUGGCGGCCAUUGCGAGAGGGAGACUAUAGUUUGAGGAGAAUGCAGUGGCCUCCGUACCAGGCUGCCUUUGAUGAGGUGGAGCAGUGUACUGCGUUGGACUUGCCGCUGGAUUACUAUGUGGGAUGCGGUAGAUUGGACUUGUCAUUGGAUAGUGAGGAAGAUUCCAAGUAG
Messenger RNA from Aspergillus niger, 2070 nucleotides. RefSeq lists its product as uncharacterized. The transcript is spliced from 3 exons. The record is from RefSeq and is a predicted model, not a curated record. Lineage: Eukaryota; Fungi; Ascomycota; Eurotiomycetes; Eurotiales; Aspergillaceae. The coding region runs from base 1 to 2070 and encodes 689 amino acids.